Molecule: messenger RNA, 1466 nt
Organism: Fundulus heteroclitus (mummichog)
Lineage: Eukaryota; Metazoa; Chordata; Actinopteri; Cyprinodontiformes; Fundulidae
Gene: gtf2h3
Product: general transcription factor IIH, polypeptide 3
Biological process (GO): regulation of DNA-templated transcription; nucleotide-excision repair
Cellular component (GO): transcription factor TFIIH holo complex; transcription factor TFIIH core complex
Source: RefSeq, a predicted model, not a curated record
UGCGGCUUGUCGUUCGGAUUGUUGUGAGGAGAGAGCUGGUUGUGUGUAGUUCUUCCUCAAUGCUGGAUAACGUUUUAUGAAUACUGAGUUAACAGCGUUUAUUUAUUUCAUCUGCUCUCUGCCCGGCGGAUGUUAUGAAGAAAAGGUGAUCUGAGAUGGACGUCGUCAGCGGAUAAAGCGGGAGGAACAUCUUUUCUCCUUUGGUUUCAAACAAAUAAUUUCACGACAUGGCUUCAGAGGAUGAGGUAAAUCUCCUGGUCAUCGUGGUGGACGUAAAUCCCAUCUGGUGGGGUCAGCAGGGUCAGCGCGAGCCAGAGUUCACUUUGUCCAAGUGUAUGGAUGCCAUCAUGGUGAUGGGAAACUCCUACAUGGCGAUGUCGAGGACAAACAAGCUGGCCGUCAUCGCCAGUCACUGCCAAGACAGUCACUUCCUGUAUCCAAGUAAGAGUUGGAAAAGCAGCGACAGUGGUACGGAUGAAGCUUCCUCCAGCCGGGAUGGAAAAUAUGAACUCCUGUCUGUCGCCAACAACCUCAUCACUGAAGAGAUCAGGAAUGUUAUGACAAAAACGGAGGUGACAGGGAAUUCAACCGACACCUUGCUGGCAGGAUCUCUUGCCAAAGCCCUCUGCUAUAUUAACAGAGUCUCAAAAGAGUUAGAAGUUGGACAGGAGCUCAAGUCCAGGAUAUUGGUGAUCAAAGCAGCAGAUGACUGCGCUCUGCAGUACAUGAACUUCAUGAAUGCCAUCUUUGCUGCACAAAAACAGAACAUCCUGAUCGAUGCGUGCGUGCUGGACUCGGACUCGGGGCUCCUUCAGCAGGCUUGUGACAUAACAGGAGGCUUGUACCUGAAGAUACCACAGAAAGUCGCCCUGGCUCAGUAUCUGCUGUGGGUGUUCCUGCCGGACUCGGAGCAGCGCUCCCAGCUGGUGCUGCCGCCGCCGGCUCACGUGGACUACAGGGCCGCCUGCUUCUGCCACCGGAACCUCAUCGAUAUCGGCUACGUCUGCUCGGUUUGUUUGUCGAUAUUCUGCAAAUUCAGUCCAAUCUGCACGACAUGCGAGACGGCCUUUAAAAUCCAGCUACCCCAGAUGGUCAAACCCAAAAAGAAGAAACUGAAGCAAGCUGCUUGAUGACUGUUUUUGUUUCCUUUUUGCGCCGUUUAGUCAAAUCAGUUUAGUUAGAAAAAGAAUAAGCAGCUCCUGCUCCAAAAGCAACACCUCACCUCGUUACCUUAACAUCCUGGGCAAAAUGUCUCUGCUGCACGAGCGAAGAUUUACCAGAGGAUCUUGGUCAAGAGGAAUAUGCGGGAGAUUAUUUUACCUUAAACAUUCAAACUCAUAACUCAACUAUUUAGUGACGAACCUCGGAUAUUUUGCUUUUUUUUUGGGGGGGGGGGGGGGGAUCCAUUAAAACAAUGCAGCUGGGAUGUUUUUUUUGUACAUAAUAAAACUCAUGUUUCUAUAAAA